Vombatus ursinus (common wombat) is the source of this 1669-nucleotide messenger RNA. Its product is annotated as platelet-derived growth factor subunit A-like. Gene Ontology annotation, cellular component: membrane. Gene Ontology annotation, molecular function: growth factor activity; platelet-derived growth factor receptor binding. NCBI's taxonomy places the organism in Eukaryota, Metazoa, Chordata, Mammalia, Diprotodontia, Vombatidae. Gene Ontology annotation, biological process: positive regulation of cell population proliferation; platelet-derived growth factor receptor signaling pathway; positive regulation of ERK1 and ERK2 cascade. The coding region runs from base 201 to 836 and encodes 211 amino acids. The record is from RefSeq and is a predicted model, not a curated record. The transcript is spliced from 7 exons.
GCCGAGGAGGAUCCCGGAGCGGCGCACACACACUCGCUCACACACACGCGCGCGCACACACACACAUACACACACGCGCACACACACCAGUGUCUUUCUCCCUGAGGGAUGGUACUGAAUUUCGCCGCCACUGGAGCCCGGCUGAAGCUCCUACACCGCAGCUCUGCGUUCCCACCGAGUCUAAAGUGCACCCGGACGCGAUGAGGACCUGGGUUUGUGUUUUGCUCCUAGGGUUUGGAUACCUGUCCUAUGCCUUUUCCGAGGAAGCCGAAAUCCCCCGGGAGGUGAUCGAGAGACUGGCUCACAGUGAGAUUAACAGCAUCCGCGACCUGCAGCGCCUCCUGGAGAUAGAUUCCGUAGGAUACGAGGAUGUUUCAGAGACAAAGCUGAAAGCUCAUAUGGUCCAUGCUCCCAAACAUGUGCAGGAAAAGCAUCCUGUACCCAUUAGAAGAAAAAGAAGUAUUGAGGAAGCUGUUCCUGCUGUUUGCAAAACAAGAACGGUUAUUUAUGAGAUACCACGGAGUCAGAUUGAUCCCACGUCGGCCAACUUCCUGAUCUGGCCCCCAUGUGUGGAGGUCAGACGAUGCACGGGCUGCUGUAACACCAGCAGUGUCAAAUGCCAGCCUUCACGGAUCCACCACAGAAGUGUCAAGGUGGCAAAAGUGGAAUAUGUUAGGAAAAAACCAAAAUUAAAAGAAGUUCUAGUGAGGUUAGAAGAGCAUUUGGAGUGCACCUGUAUGUCAUCAAAUUCUAAUUCAGAUUAUCGAGAAGAAGAAACUGGAAGGCCUAGGGAAACAGGUAAAAAACGGAAAAGAAAAAAGUUAAAACCAACCUAAGGCCCACUGGAGCUAUUUGGUAAUCAGAUGUGAGGUGAAAAUAAGCUAGAAAACCUUCUCUGGGACACGGAUGUACAUGGUUUGUUACAUUCCUGAACCUUCUAUGUAUGGUGCUUCAUUGACAGUAUACUCUACUCGUUCUCCUCUGUGAAAAACUGUCUGAAAGAACACUUGAUGAGAACAAAGAGACAAUGUACAUUUGUUUAAUGUGACAUCAAAGCAAGUAUUGUAGCACUCGGUGAAACAAUAAGAAGCUUCCUUGUCCAAAAAAAAAAAAAAGAAAGAAAAAAGAAAAAAACUAUACAAAAACCCAUACAAAAAAAAGAUAAAAGGUUGACUGAAUGGAUGAGACGAAAAAGUCCUACAAAAAUGUGACAAAAAUCUAAAUGAACAAUGGAUUUCUGUCAAGAGUGGUCAAAGGUGCUUUUUGUCAAGAAAUAGGCCUGUGUUCUUGAUGAAGAUGGAUGGACACUGAUGGACUACAGGCACACACACAAAACGAAAACAACAACAACAACCAGGAAUGUAUCCAAUGCCACGCGAACACUAUAGACACAAUACAUCCUCGCUCCGUAGUGUUUUAAGUCUAUACAAAGACCUUUUUGAGAGCCUUAAGUGGAUUUUUUUUACACCAUAAAGUGAUUAUUAAGCUUUUCUUUUUAUUCUUUGCCUAGCUUUUUUUUUUUAAAUCUCUUGGACUCCAUUUACCAAUAACACAUGAAAAAGGCUGCUGUAAGUAACAGUAAGGCAGGCAGUAUGAUGGUAUUUCUCCUAGCAGGAUGCAAACUAAUGAGAUGUAUUAAAAUAAACAUGGUAUACCUACCUAUGCAUAA